AAGCAUCCCCACGGAAGAAACACAGAUUUCGCCCUGGCACGCGAGCUCUCAUGGAGAUACGCAAAUAUCAGAAGUCUACUGAUCUGUUGCUUCGCAAGGCCCCAUUUUCUCGACUGGUACGAGAGGUGUGUCAGACAUUUAGUCGAGAGCACAUGAUGUGGCAGGGAUAUGCUCUAAUGGCUUUACAGGAGGGAUCUCCGGCUACCUGACCCUCAAGGAGAGGAUAUCAGAGAUGACAAUCACAAUGAACUGGAGGACAGAGAAGAUUUAGAGGAGCAGAAUGGAACCGGUCGAUAUGUGCGUCAGAUGUAUGUUGACAGGGUUUUCAAUGUAUGAAACAACAACAAAAAUCACAUCAAAGUGGGCCACCAUGUUGUCUGUCUUUACCUAUUAGGCUUAAAUGAGUAGCU
Molecule: messenger RNA, 410 nt
Organism: Pimephales promelas (fathead minnow)
Lineage: Eukaryota; Metazoa; Chordata; Actinopteri; Cypriniformes; Leuciscidae
Source: RefSeq, a predicted model, not a curated record